AUGAGUGCGUCCCAUGUGAGUGACGCGCGUCAGAAUCCCCCUUCUGGCGUGAUAAAUGGGAGAGGGGUACCACAGGGUUCGACUGAGGCCAAAGAAGUUAGUGAAAGAGUGGAAGAUAAGAGCAAGUACGUGGAACGUAGGAGAAUGGGAUGCAAAGAGGAAGAGAAAGAAUUAUUUAGACAAGAGUUUGAGGCUGCCUUUAGAACAGUGAAAGAGGAGAAAUUAGUAAUAGGAGCUGAUAUGAAUGGCAGUGUGGGAGAGAGAGGAGAUGGGUAUGAGGAAGUACACGGAGGCCAUGGGUCAGGAAUUAGAAAUGAAGAUGGGGAUUAUUUAUUGCAGAUGGCUCAGAGUUUUGAAUUGGCCUUCUAUGCUUUUGUUGACGGACCCUCAGUCCUCCCCGCACUCUCCUCCAUUACUUGA
This is a messenger RNA of Macrobrachium nipponense, 420 nucleotides long. RefSeq lists its product as uncharacterized. Gene Ontology annotation, cellular component: nucleus. Bases 1 to 420 code for a protein of 139 amino acids. NCBI's taxonomy places the organism in Eukaryota, Metazoa, Arthropoda, Malacostraca, Decapoda, Palaemonidae. The transcript is spliced from 3 exons. Gene Ontology annotation, biological process: chromatin remodeling. The record is from RefSeq and is a predicted model, not a curated record.